Molecule: messenger RNA, 2176 nt
Organism: Pelodiscus sinensis (Chinese soft-shelled turtle)
Lineage: Eukaryota; Metazoa; Chordata; Testudines; Trionychidae
Source: RefSeq, a predicted model, not a curated record
AUAAAAAAAAGCUACAUGUUGGACUUGAACUACAUGACUGUCCAUUUAAGAAAUGGGAAGCAAGAAAUAGCUUUAGUAGGCAAAACAGUGUUCUUUACGGGGCAUAAUGUUUUCUCUCCUAUGCACAGAUACUGGGCAAACUUGAAACUUUGGUUCAAGCAAAAGAUCAGUAAAGAAGAGUUUGAUCUGGAAGCUCGCAGACUCCUCACCCAAGACAAUGUCCAUUCUCACAAUGAUUUCCUCCUGGCCAUUCUCACCCGGUGCCAAAUCUUGGUUUCUGCACCAGAGGGCCCUGGGCCUCUGCCAUGGACAGGGGGCUCUGCGACUAAACCUGGAAAGCCCAAAGGAAAGAAGAAGUUUUCUUCAGUUCGGCAGAAGUUUGAUCACCGAUUCCAGCCUCAGAACCCACUGUCGGGAGCCCAGCAGUUUGUGGCAAAGGACCCACAAGAAGAUGACGAUUUGAAGCUGUGUGCGCAUACCAUGAUGCUUCCGACGCGGGGCCAGCUGGAAGGAAGGAUGAUAGUGACGGCCUAUGAGCACGGGCUGGACAAUGUCACCGAAGAGGCAGUGACUGCUAUUGUCUAUGCCGUGCAGAAUCACCUUAAGGAUAUCCUGGCAUCGGUCGUAUCCCGGAGGAAAGCCUAUCGCCUGAGAGACGGCCAUUUCAAAUAUGCCUUUGGAAGCAACGUGAACCCCCAGCCUUACCUGAAGAACAGUGUCGUUGCCUACAAUAAUCUAAUUGAGGGCCCUCCCGCCUGCCUGGCACCUUCUGCGGGUCAGAAUCUAGCUUCCCACCCCGCUCCUGACGAUGCGGAGCAGCAGGCUGCUCUCCUCCUGGCAUGUUCGGGGGACACUUUGCCAGCUACUCUCCCUCCAGUCAACAUGUACGACCUGUUUGAGGCGUUACAGGUGCACAGAGAAGUUGUUCCAGCACAUACCGUCUACGCUCUAAACAUCGAGAGAAUCGUCAUGAAGCUUUGGCAUCCAAACCACGAGGAGCUGCAGCAAGACAAAAUCCAUCGCCAGCGCCUGGCAGCAAAGGAGGGGCUGCUACCGUGCUAGCGUUAGCGUGGCCGGCGCCAGGCGAGCUGUCAUUUCGUAGACUCGGCAGCGGCGGGGGUCUCCUCGGCUUUGCGGUGCUGAAAACGGUCGCAAAUCUUGCCUCGUCGUGUCAGCAUUUCAGACAGAAAUGUGUAAUGUGCAUGAGCUUUCCCUAUGGAAACGUGCCCGAGGUAGUUUACCGUGAAGCCAUGGUCCGGCCAGCUCUGGGUUACUCUGACCGACCGCCGCUGCAUUUGAAAGGGAACGGAAGUUCGACUGGCAGGAGAGGGAACUAUUUAGUUUCAAGGAGACUAGGCAAUGCUUUGGGUUAGUGGCUGGGAGGGAGCUGUCUGGCAGUGCAAGGGCUGUCCCUCGUGAUGGUCGGUGACUGUUCGGCUUGCAGCCUGAACCACUGCGCUGAAAAUCCAGGUGAAGGAACAUGCCGGUGACAAAGUGCUUCCCUUUGGUGGUGCUCGGCCUUCCCAGGGAAGGGGUGAAAUCCCUUCCCACAGCCACAGUGGCUGUCUGCAUCCUCGCUUGCUUGCCCACUCAUCGGCAGCAGGGGGAGCCCCAACCCUGCCAGUGUCUGAUGGUGGAGCUGUGGGUAUCACAGCUGGAGAGCUAGCUGGAAAGAAAUGGGGAUGUUGCAGGUGUCAGAGGUGUUGGGCUGGGCUUCGGGGGAGUCAGGAUGCGGAUGGUGCUGAAUAGCUCCCCCAGUUAGACCCCACUGUGGGAUGGGCAGACUCCUGCCCUGGCUCCUCCUCUGCCCUGCAGUGGUACAAAGUGCCAGGCGCCGGGCAGGGCAGCUGUAGAGUUAAAGGCACUGAAACCUGCCCUGCUCUGGCACAUACCCACCCUGCCUACGCCUGGGCACAGGGCAGUUUGCUCUCACAGGCUACCUCAGGAGCAAGAGGCAGCCUCUCUGGGAGCCAAUAGGAGGAGGAAUAUCCAGCGCACUCGCCAUCAGAUGGGUCGCCGUCUCCACGGCUGCUAGCGACUGUCGCAGUACGCAGUGACACCAGCCUGCCAGGGCCCUGAGUCGGAGGAAUUUCCUCAGCUGGGAUCAGAGCAAUAAGAACACGAUUUCCUCGUUUUAUCCAAAACAAAUGAAUAUUGCAGCCGCACAUACCCUGAU